Molecule: messenger RNA, 726 nt
Organism: Puccinia triticina
Lineage: Eukaryota; Fungi; Basidiomycota; Pucciniomycetes; Pucciniales; Pucciniaceae
Exons: 6
Coding region: 1-726 (241 amino acids)
Source: RefSeq, a predicted model, not a curated record
AUGACCAACUGUUGCCCUCGUUGGUUUAUAGGGGUAGACCAAAGCGCCUGGACUUGGAGACCGAUGUCAAGACCAGUAUUUUUGACCGUUAUUAGUCGCUUUGAAGCAAUGUCGUGCAAGCGGGCGUAUCCGCGGGGGCACCCCGAAGAACUGCGUGUUGCAUUGAUAUCCCAUGAUGCAUCCCAGUUAGAAUUCCAGGAAAGAGUUGGCAAGCUUUCCCUAAGGGUCUUAUUUUGCUUUCCUUUUUUCUUCUUUUUUUUCCACACCGGUUCCUUCGCUCCGGCCCCUUCACUCCGGCCCCUCCACGGAGUCCUUCACAAGCAUCACCGCUUCCGCCGAGGUACUGGGAUCCUAGCGAUAGGACCCAGCUCGCGCCCAUCGUUCAGUCGGACCGCCUUGUUCUUGGCGCUGAUCGGGCUUUCAUAUCAAGCCCCUCCGACGACGACUUCGUGCAUUUUCGGUCAAGACUUAUUGACCGGUCGAGGGAGAAUAUAUCCCGGAAGGGUUCCUCGAUUCAUAGCACUCGGCGCUCGGAAGCGUGUUUUUGGUGCUCAUACGCGAUUGGUCGCCUCCGAACUUCCCGAUACCCACGACCAAGUGGAGCGACGAUUGGAGUUGGACAAAAGCCAUCGGAUGUACUUGGCAGAUGUGAACUGUCCUACACCUGCAGAACCGACCAAUCGCGAACAACAAACCAGUCUUUGUUUGAACCAAAGUGACAGUUGA